CCCACCACCGUACGUACGCCCACACGUUGCGUAGGUACAUUUGCCUGCCUGCCUGCCUUGGGCAGGUAUAAAUGGGUGAGUGACUGAACGAAUGAAUGGAUUGGUGAGUGACCGGACGGAACCCGUAAAUGCAUGCGUGGUUUAUGUUAUAUGCUGUUGUGUUCUAUUCUGCGGUACGGCAUUGGCGCCGUAUGCUAUGGCCGGUAUGGUAUUGCCAACGGCAAUGCAGGCCGCGGACGCUUCUACAUCCCAUCCCAUCCCAUCUCAUCCCAUGCCUCUACCUACCUCCCGACCUGCCUUACAUUAGGUACUAUUGCACACCCAUACACACAUGCCUUAGCAUGUAGCCCCGACGUUGAUGUCUCCUUCAGGAUCAAUAUGUACGUACAUCGUUACCCCUUCACCCAUCUUGCACCUAGAAUGUUCGUAUUUCUCGCGUUCUCGCCUGACCGUCCCGUAGGCGAAGUCCCUCCUCAGCUCCCCUGCGAUUUUAUUGUCUUGGCACACCAUCCGGCGCGGCGCAGUCCGAUACGGUCUAGCUCGGCCCUUCAGCUGGCUCGGUCCAGGGAACGGGCCUUCUUUUUUCUCUCUCUGGCCUCGCUCUCGCUCUCGUCUCUCUCUCUCUCUCUCUUCUCCUUCGCGUGCGCAACACGCACUCUCACUUCCACGCACAUGACACACACACACAUACACACCACACGUUCACGCGCAGAGUGGGAAUAAGCUUAGAUGGAGGCUACCAUCGCUCCGGGACGACAAAAUACCACAGUGGCUCUUAAGCAGCCAGCCUAUAGGCAGAGCCCCCGGCCACCAGAAUAGAGUCGAUCUAAUCUCAUGUGCCAUUACAUCGUUCUGGGGUAUGUACAUACAUACAGAUGUAAGCAAGCCAUAGAGAAACCCGCCCCGGGAACAGAGGCGUGCGCUGUUCGCGUCCGUGGCGCUCGCCAU
Durotheca rogersii is the source of this 948-nucleotide messenger RNA. RefSeq lists its product as uncharacterized. The coding region runs from base 133 to 723 and encodes 196 amino acids. NCBI's taxonomy places the organism in Eukaryota, Fungi, Ascomycota, Sordariomycetes, Xylariales, Xylariaceae. The record is from RefSeq and is a predicted model, not a curated record. The transcript has a single exon.